ACCCCAAACGCACGUGAAGCGCCAUCAAACAAACACCAACGAAAAAGUCCGCGAGCGCAGUUGACUGCAGCCCGAACAGGCCCGAUUAGGAUUUCCGGAGGUUUUAGCUUAAAUUAAAGUUUGGAUUUUAGUUUUUGGUGUGAAUCUAAGAGGGGCGCGCCGGUGGUAACGCAGUAUCCGUGUUCCUGGGCUCCACGGUCCGCCUGUAAACAUGAACGUGACCCUAAACAAAAGCCUGGACGAGGACGAGGCGCGGGUGGUGGAAAACGCGAUCCGACUGGCGGUGGACUCGGUUCUGAACGUUCUGUCCGGCCUCAGCGGCGUCAAGGUCCACGAGUACCGGAGAAUGGUGGCCGACAGGGACAAAGAGAUCCAGCGACUCGAGCGCAGGCUCGCGGAGAUCGAGCGCGAGCUCCAGCUACUGCGCCGGCGCGGCUGCACGUGCGAAUUGUUGCGGGACGAACCCGUCCUCGGCCGGGCCCGGAGCUGCGAGGAGCAGAACGAGACCAGAACCAGCGAGAAGACGGACGGGCCAGUGGAGUGUGAGAUGAGCGUGUCCUUGGGUAUUUUUAGUUGCCCCCCCUCUGACAUCUCCUCCCGAAGUUCCGAGUCCGCUUCCUGGUCCCCCCCCUCCAGACAGACCGCGGACCCCCCCUGCACCUCCUACUCCUCCGAGACUUCAGCGGCAGACAGAAGCCUGACUCCUCGCAGCGUCAAACAGGAGCCUGCUGACAUCAGCACCAUCACCAUCAAGUGGGAGGAGGGAAAUUUUCAGGAGAUAGCCUGCGACCCCCCAGCGGAUGGGGAGAGACCUGCUGAGGCUGAGAAGACAAAUGAGAUGAGGGAGGAGCCUCAGGGUGACCCCGGAGAACAGCACCUCCUGGAGGCGGAGCAGCUCAGCAGGAUGAAGAAGAGGAGCGUCCCGACGUGUGAGCUGCCAGAAGAAGCUCAGAGGCUGAAGAGGGCGGCCUGGAGAGCAGCGUCCCGGCGCUACUACGCCCGUAAGAUCGCCCGGCAGAAGGUGAACCCCCAGCGCUUCGCCCCUCUGGCUCCCGUCCUAAACUCCCAGGAAGCUCCGCCCCACUACUUGCUGGACAGGAGAAGUGCGCUGAUAUCGCAGUUCCCUGAGGAGUCGCAGGUGAUGCAGAGGGAGGCGUGGAGGGCUGCGUCCCGCAGGUACUAUGCCCGCAAAACCGCCCGCCCGCAAAUGCAAGGCCACCAGUUCGGACACUUGAUCCUCAACCCGGCCGGAUCCACGCAGGGGGCAAACGGAGAGGGGCCCCACUGCGCCAACGGAGGAAUUAUGUGCAGCUGAUAGACGGACGGCGAUCCUCAGAGAAAUACGGUUGAGGCAUUUUUGAUCAAUAAGCUAACAGGAACGCUCAUCCUGGAUCGGGAAAAACUCCAGUCUGCUGAUCAUCUACUGAUCCACAUGCUGCGUUCACAGAAACACCGGAAAACGCAGCUUCUGGAAGUAAACACGACUCUGUUCGUCCAGUCUCAGCAUGAGUCAGCAGACGGCUGAUGCGUUCAAGUGUCUUAUUCAGAAUGGAAGUCAUGAUUUAAAGCCAGAACGUUUCACAUUAAUACAGAAUAAACCUCAAAAAUGUUUCAAUAAAAGAUAGAAUAAAUCCUGUGACAUGUUUUUAGAGCAUUAAGACUUUUUUUGACUUUCUAAAUGUAUAAAUUCAGAUUUAUCUUCUCUUUGUUUUGAGGGUGUCUAUUUUUCUGGGUUUUUUUGUAGUUUAGUGGUGAAGAUUCUGACU
Oryzias melastigma (Indian medaka) is the source of this 1766-nucleotide messenger RNA. RefSeq lists its product as uncharacterized. The record is from RefSeq and is a predicted model, not a curated record. The transcript is spliced from 4 exons. NCBI's taxonomy places the organism in Eukaryota, Metazoa, Chordata, Actinopteri, Beloniformes, Adrianichthyidae. Bases 212 to 1315 code for a protein of 367 amino acids.